Messenger RNA from Lodderomyces theae, 1965 nucleotides. RefSeq names its product Mnt4p (gene MNT4). The coding region runs from base 1 to 1965 and encodes 654 amino acids. Gene Ontology annotation, molecular function: alpha-1,3-mannosyltransferase activity. Gene Ontology annotation, biological process: protein O-linked glycosylation. The record is from RefSeq and is a predicted model, not a curated record. Gene Ontology annotation, cellular component: Golgi apparatus. The transcript has a single exon. NCBI's taxonomy places the organism in Eukaryota, Fungi, Ascomycota, Pichiomycetes, Serinales, Debaryomycetaceae.
AUGAGAUACAAAAGCCGCUUAAAGCAAAUUCUAUCAAUAUGUUCACUUCUCGCAUUGGCCUUAGUACUCUACUACCACAAGAGAUCGUUUACCCCUGUGGAAGUGAAACCAAGUCACAAGUUUGAUUUGAUAAAAAGUAGAAACACCUUCCAAAAUCCUGUUUUUGCCCAAUUGGCAGUGCCGACUAAAGCACAACGAUUCAUGAGUCUACCGUUGCAGGACAAGUGUGAUCUGUAUUUCAAAAGUGCUAAAUUGGCUGAGUUUGAUGUCAAUUUCUGGAAUAGUUUCCAACCUGAUCCACAUGUAUAUAAACGGAAAAAAUGGAUCAGGGAUAGAACACGACUGGAAAAGAGGAAAUACAAAAAGACUGCGGAUUGGAAGGAAGAGUAUGAUCAGCAAAUUGCGUUAGAGUUUGCCGAUAUCGCGAGGGAAUAUUCUGGGUUGGAGGAGAGGAUGUUUGGCGAAGUGGGACAUAUGAAGGUGUUUGGGAAAUGUUUUGCCAGUGAAGUGGUGCAUGGUCAAGGCAAUUGCGAAAAAGUUCAACAAAAGUUGUACCCUUGGUUGACCAAUAGGGGACCAUUGGUCACUACUGCUGAUGGUGAAGUGAGGCUGAAUGAAGUAGAAGGGUGCGUCACUCAAUCAUUGGUUGCAAACAAAGGUCAAGGAAUUGUUAUUCCCACCCAAUCGAAACUAGUUGAAAAUGUGUGUCGAUUGAUCAACUCUUUGAUUGCUCUUGAAAAUAAAUUGCCUAUUGAAAUAGCCUAUUUAUCACUUUCUGACGAGGAGAGGGUGAAAAUCGUCUCUGCAGCUAGAAAUUCAACCACUUUUACUCAACAAGUUUCAUUUGUCGAUUUAAAACCAACAUUGCAAUUAAAAAAGUUUCCCUUUUUGGAGUCAAUGGAUGGUGGGGUGGUUCUCCCAGUGUUGAGUUUAAUGUUUAAUUCAUUUGGCGAAGUGAUCUUGUUGACAGAACAGGCAAUCCCCUUGAGCAACCUCGAAAGCUUAUUUCAAAACAUAAAGUACAAAUCGAGUGGACGAUUUUUCUUCAGAUCACGUCCCUUUUUGGAUCGGGAAAAGUUUACUCCUGGAUUUCAUGAAAUUACGGCAUUGUUGAAGCAUCACUUGCCACCAAGUUCAAAUGAGGUCAAGUUUUUCAACAUGUCAGCCCCCGAUUCUUCUGUUGCAACUUCAAGAUUCUUCAAGCAUCUGUUUCGAAAUAUUCUUGAUACCAGUGUCAUCGUCAUGAACAAGCUGAAAAGUCUUUCGGGUUUACUCAUUACAGUGAAUUUGCAUUUUUACAACGUAUUAAAAUUGAGACUCACUCACAAGUCUAUGUCUGACUUGAUUUGGAUUGGGCAAGAAGUUUCAGGACAAGAGAUUACAUUCAACAACAACUAUCCUGUUAUUGCUGGUAUUUAUACACCGGAUCAGAACUUGCCACGAGAUGCCAAAAACACUUAUGAAAUCUGUUCAUCUUCAUUUGCACAAUUGUCAGAAACUGAUGACGUUUCACUUUUAUACAUCACGUCAGAUCAAUUGCAAAAUGCACUUGAGCAUCCAAACUCAAUGAAGCAUAUUUUUGAACAGAAAUAUGUGACCAAAUAUACUGAAUUGGUGGCUAAUUUGUUUGAUGCUAACGAUCCAAACAAAACAGAAAUGACCCGAGUUAAUUACAAUGAAGUCACCAAGCUUUCACGCAAUCCAUUACUAAUUGAGCAUAUUAUCAAACCACCAACACUAACUAGUAUUGUGUAUGUGCAUCAUUUCGAAGAGCCCAAUGAGUCGUGGGUUGAACAGUCAGGUCUUGUUUCUGAACGAAUGAGGCACGAGGGUAAGAGAUACUACUGUGCUUACGAUACUGUUGGAAACCCAAUGGAGGAAGGAGUGAAGGGAGUGACGAUUAAUAUCGACGAUGAACUGUUUGCAAAGUACGAUAAAAUUACUAAAGCAUGGAUGGGAUUAUAG